CCGUUUUAUUCCAGGCCGAGACUCAAUGAUGCUUAAUUUCAGAAAUGUCUCGCGUUGAAUCAGGGUUUUAUUUCUUCUCAAAGUAAUGACUGAGACGUUUGUGGACAGCGUGGUCUUUUGUUCUCUUGGUAUAUUUCUCGUUUUGACAAAGGAAAGCUGGGUGUUAUUUUGCCGUACCCGCCGCGACAAUUCGACACCUAUGCAGUUGUUUGUUCGUGAUGCUGCAGAGGGACAAGGGAACCAAAAAAACCCUAUGAAGGAUGCUAUCUAACAAAGAGCCAUAAAAUCAACAUCAGCAUGGGAUGCUAAAUUAGGGAAACAUUCCAGGAGCCAACUGAAGCUGAAAGUCCAGCUGCGCCAUGACUUCGUUGGACAAUGAUGAAACGGGGAGUGACCUGUCUGAGUCUCUGGGCAUCUGUGAGCUCCAGGAGCAGUACAUGGACUCAGAGAAUUGCUUCAAGUCCAAAAGCUUACCCAUCCUGAAUGGACCCUGUCAGCUAGAUUUUAAAGUUGCGGAGCCUCAACUGGUCGACACUACCCACACAUGUGUGGCCAUGGAUGAGAGCAGGGAGGUCCAGCCAAAAACCUCAGACUUGAGCCAAGGAGAGUCCCCCUCCUUCAGGACAGACUUCUCCCCCUCUGUCUCCAGCAUGGUGGGGCUCAGCAGCUCUCUGCCUGUGGAGGGCAGGAGGGCUGCUGGCUCUGGAGGCAAAAAACUUGGUUUCUCUCUCACCCGCCUUAUCCAAAUCCCAGCCAGGAAGCAUGUGCGGAUCAUCCUGAGGGACUCGCGCUGCUUCCUGUUCUGCAUGUGCUACCUGACCUUCAUUCAGUCCCUGAUGGUUUCGGGCUACCUGAGCAGUGUCAUCACCACCAUUGAGAAGCGUUACAGUCUCCGCAGCUCAGAGUCUGGCCUGCUGGUCAGCUGUUUUGACAUCGGCAGCUUGCUGGUGGUGGUCUUCAUUUCCUACUUUGGCGGCAGAGGUCAGAGGCCACGCUGGCUGGCUGUGGGUGGUGUGGUCAUUGCUGUUGGAGCUGCAUUGUUUUCCCUGCCCCACUUCAUCUCACCACCCUAUCAGAUCCAGGAGAUUAACUCAUCAGCGGGUCACGAAGGCCUCUGUCAGAGUGGCAACAACAGUGGGCGUGAACUGCUCGAUGUUGCAUCGUGCCCUCGGGACCAGGAGGGCAAUGAGCACAACCUGUAUGUGGCUCUGUUCAUCUGUGCCCAGAUACUCGUGGGCAUGGGGUCAACGCCAAUAUAUACCCUGGGGCCAACCUACCUGGAUGACAAUGUGAAGAAAGAAAAUGCAUCUCUCUACCUGGCUAUCAUGUAUGUGAUGGGAGCCCUGGGACCUGCAGCUGGCUACCUGCUGGGUGGCGUCCUCAUUGGCUUCUAUGUUGACCCUAAAACUGUAGUGAACAUUGACCAGAGCGACCCUCGCUUUGUUGGCAACUGGUGGAGUGGCUUUCUCUUGUGUGCCAUAGCCAUGUUACUGGUCAUCUUUCCCAUGUUUGCCUUCCCCAAAAAGCUGCCUCCCCGCCACAAAAAGAGGAAGACGAAAAAGAUCGGCUCACCAGGUGACGUGUCCAGCGAUGAUGAUGUGAUGAAGGAAAAGUCCAGUAGCAAAAGCCAGAAAGUCUCCUCUUCUAUGGGCUUUGGGAAGGACAUCAAAGACCUCCCCAAGGCAGCGCUGAGGAUUCUCAGCAACAUGACCUUCCUGUUCGUCAGUCUGUCCUACACGGCAGAGUGUGCCAUCGUCACCGCCUUCAUUACCUUCAUUCCCAAAUUUAUUGAGUCACAGUUUGGUAUCCCUGCCUCCAACGCCAGCAUAUACACCGGUGUGAUUAUUGUACCCAGCGCCGGUGUGGGUAUCGUGUUGGGGGGCUACAUCAUCAAGAAGCUGAAGCUCGGUGCCAGAGAGUCAGCCAAGCUGGCCAUGAUCUGCAGCGGGGUGUCUCUGCUCUGCUUUUCCACACUCUUCAUAGUGGGCUGCGAGAGCAUCAAUCUGGGAGGCAUCAACAUACCUUACACCACUGGUCCGACCUUGACGCUGACCCACAGGAACCUGACGGGCAGUUGCAACGUGAACUGUGGCUGCAGGAUCCACGAGUAUGCUCCGGUCUGCGGCUCUGACGGCAUUACCUAUUUCAACCCCUGUCUGGCUGGAUGCAGCACUGUGGGUAAUGAUAGCACUGGGAUUAGGAACUACACUGACUGUGGCUGUGUGCAGAGCAGACAGGUCAUAACUCCGUCCUCCAGCGGCCAGGUCAACCAGCUCCAGCUGGUCAUUGUUAAAACCUACCUGAACGAAAACGGUUACGCUGUGUCGGGGAAAUGCGACCGCACCUGCAACACGCUCAUCCCUUUCCUCAUCUUCCUCUUCAUUGUCACUCUCAUCACCGCCUGUGCCCAGCCCUCUGCCAUCAUCGUCACGCUCAGGUCUGUUGAUGAGCAAGAGAGGCCCUUUGCUCUUGGUAUGCAGUUUGUCUUGCUCCGAACUCUUGCCUACAUCCCCACGCCCAUCUACUUUGGUGCUGUAAUCGACACCACCUGCAUGCUGUGGCAGCAGGACUGCGGCGUGCACGGCUCCUGCUGGGAGUACGACGUCACCUCCUUCCGCUUCGUCUACUUUGGCCUGGCCGCUAGCCUCAAGUUCGUCGGCUUCGUCUUCAUCUUCCUCACCUGGUACUCGAUCAAGCACAAGGAGGAGCGUGCCGAGCGCUGGCGCCAGCACCUGCCUCCGCUGGGCACUGUCAGCGAGCUCAUCUGCCAUGCCGGGGGCCAGAAAAGCCACGCCCGCACCCGCUCCUGCCCUGUGUUCAUCCCGCCUCGGCCCGACCCGCCAGCCACCCUGCUGCUAAACCGCGGCCACAGCAGCCUCAGUUGCACCGGCAACGCCCUCAAAGCAAUAACCCUGCCCAUCCUGUUGCCACACCACCACAGAGGCUCUGCCCAUGUGUGAGAGAACGCCAAGCCUCCCUCUGAAGCUUCAUUGUGACAUGUGCCUUCCUGUGUGUGUUUCUGUACCACACAGUGUCUGCUUCACAUCAAUCAGACACCAGGCGGGGCUCCAGUGCUGCUGUAGGACUGACAGGCAGAGACGCAAGUAUGCCCAGCAAACUUAAAGGCUGCUCAUUGUUGUUUUAUGAUAACAGGAAACUGACAGAUGUACUUUUACUCUGAGAAUAUCAUCAGCUGCAGCCACACACAGCCUCCACACAGAAGGUCACACUUCCGAUUCAAGGAUUGGAUGAUGUAAAGACAUCAUAUGGUGCUACUGUUAAGGUGCAGGGCAUUAUAAUCUCUGUACAGACAGACGAGUCAUGAUCGAUAUGGCGUCUAAAGCACAACUGACAAACCUGUACUAUGCAAGAUCCAAUGUACAGCUCCCCCUUCUCAGUACUGUACAGAUCCCUGUGUAUUUUACAUCUGUACCUCCUUUCUUCCUCUGCUCAGUUCACACAUCUCACCAUGUUGUCGGCUCAGUCAGAAUCCCAUUUUUCCUUACAGUAUGAGCUGUGAACAUAUCAGCCCUCUCUCUUGUAUUUAAGCCAUUCCUGGUUUGUUUGGUUAAAACAUGUUGUUUGCAUCUCCAGAACUGAUAAGUGGGAUUUUUUUUUUUUCUUAAUCCUUU
Messenger RNA from Xiphias gladius (swordfish), 3632 nucleotides. Its product is annotated as solute carrier organic anion transporter family member 5A1. The record is from RefSeq and is a predicted model, not a curated record. Gene Ontology annotation, cellular component: membrane. Gene Ontology annotation, biological process: transmembrane transport; sodium-independent organic anion transport. The coding region runs from base 360 to 2960 and encodes 866 amino acids. Gene Ontology annotation, molecular function: protein binding. The transcript has 11 exons. NCBI's taxonomy places the organism in Eukaryota, Metazoa, Chordata, Actinopteri, Istiophoriformes, Xiphiidae.